This is a messenger RNA of Caenorhabditis sp. 36 PRJEB53466, 1751 nucleotides long. NCBI's taxonomy places the organism in Eukaryota, Metazoa, Nematoda, Chromadorea, Rhabditida, Rhabditidae. The record is from the annotation of a GenBank genome assembly.
AUGCAAACAGCGUCCAGCAGUGCAUCAUCCGGAAUGGCGACGUCUCCGUCGGCUCAGACGAAGACUCAGCAACCACCAGGUCAGCAACAAUCAUCUCAGCAGCAGCAGCAGAUGUACGAUCCACAGGUCGGUUUUUUCGCCGUCUCUCAAAAACUUGUUGCGUUUUAGAUGCAAUACUACUACGCAGCUCCGAUGCCAGCUGGAGCACCGACGAUUCCGACUUUCGUGCCACAGAAUGGGAACGGCCAGACGUUUGCUCCACAAGCCUACUACCAGGACCAAAACGGACAGUACGUGCCAGUUGGACAGAAUGGACCGAUGGCUCCACAGCAGUCUAUGAUGGUACCCGGCCAGCAGUACAUCUACAUGGCUCCUCAGCAAGGCUCUCAACAACCGGCAGUGAUGCAAUCAGGACAACAACUCAUCUACUAUCCACAGCACAUGGGACCAAUGGCACCACAGACCGCUCCAGUCUACUUCCACCCGAUGCCCGCUUCCACAAACCCAAUAAUGGGGGAUCAAAUGGGGGUCAUGCAGCAGCAGCCUCAACAACGGCAUAUGGGAAUGGCUCAUGGUAUGGAGAUGGGCGCUCUGCGUGCAGCUCCGUUGUCCUCGUCAACACCAUUGCCGACGAAUCUCGAGUACGAGACAAUGCAACGCGACAACGCUCGAAACAAAAACAUUCAGCUCAGAUACCAUCGGUAGGAAGAGUCGCGUUGGUAAGUUUAUCAAUUCUACAAGUUUCAGAGUUAUGGAGCAUGACGAAGUUCCUUUCGGGGAGGUCUCAAAGAUCACUAGCGACAACCAUAACGAUGACACGAUGAGUGCUGAGAAGGAAAACCACAUUAUCGAGGUUCGAGAGUUUGGUGAUGCGGUUUUAGCAAAUUGUAAUUUACAGCAGCGUGGCGACAAGUUCGCUCGUCGUGGUUACAUGAACCAGGAGGUUGAGAGCCAGCAACCGUCCAACUACAAGACACGGCUUUGCAUGAUGCAUGCUUCGGGAACCAAGCCUUGCGAGAUGGGCUCUCGUUGCAAGUUCGCGCAUGGCCUGAAGGAGCUCCGAUCGGCUGAUGUGGUAGGUGCCUAGUAGUCUAUAAUACCACAGUCGCAUUUGUGUGCAGCCAGUCCGGUAUCCGAACAACAAGUACAAGACCAAGUUGUGCAAAAACUUUGCUCGUGGAGGAACUGGUUUCUGUCCAUACGGUCUCCGUUGCGAAUUCGUUCAUCCAACUGAUAAGGAGUUCCAGAACAUCCCGCCAUACGUAAGAAAGUUGUUGUCAUCAUUUUAGAAAACUGUAUUUUCAGCAGCGGAUGAUGGUCGACGAGAAAGCCUACGAUCAAGAUCUCACUCCAGAGGACUACGUAGUAGCGAGGCAUCAGCCGCGUUACACGCGUACCAAUGGUAGAUCUACGACGCCGACGAAAGUGAUGUUGAAGCACCGCAAUAUUGCUGGGUAUGGCGUGAACUGUGAUCUGAUUCUAUUUUGAUCGUUACAGUUCUAUGAUGUGCUUGUCGCAGACCGGACGUGAUGCCGUGAUGGCUGGAGGCGACUUCACCAAACCGAACAACAGCCAGGAAAAUCUUCCGCCGCACUUGAGACGGUAAUAGUUAAAAGCAUUGUUCUCUCUCAGCUCUCGCUUUCAGAAAUGCUGCCAGCCGUAAUGUUCACCCACCAAUGACUAAACGUCGCAUGUCGCUGAACACAAAGUGGACGUCAGAGGAGAACCUCGGACACCACGGUCAUUAUUAG